AAUAUCAUUUGUCGUUAUAGUCGAUCCUUCACAACUUCGAGCUUUGUGUCGGGAAAACCAAAUUCAGACGAUGGCUUCGAUUCCGCAGAUUAUCCUUUGUAACUUCCCCAUACACGAUGGUUUCAACAAAGAACCCAAAAACAGAUUACACGCUAAAGGACGGAGCUUGGGUCCUUCUCUGCUCCAAAACAAGUUGGGAUUGAGAGCUUACUUGUUUGAGCAUAGACAAAGACAGAGACGGCGAGUGAUGGGUCUGGGAGAUAUUGGAAUUUUAGCAAGUGAUAAAGCUCUUAACCGGAGAAGACGGGUGGUUAGGGUUAGGGGUUUGAAGUUUAAUGGUGGAGAUAACAACGGAAAUGGGAGGAUUCUCGGAAACCUUGCUUUGGCUAUUGGCUUGACUUAUCUCUCUAUGACUGGUCAGCUUGGUUGGAUUUUGGACGCUAUUGUCUCUGUCUGGCUUAUUGUGGUGAUUGUUCCAAUUUUGGGUUUGGGAGCUUUUCUAUGGUGGGCACAACGAGAUAUUGUCCAGAGCAAUUGUCCGAAUUGUGGAAACGAGUUUCAGAUAUUCAAGUCAGCGAUGGAUGAUGAAGUACAGCUUUGCCCUUUCUGCACUCAGCCAUUCUCAGUGGUGGAUGAUAAGUUUGUUAAGGAACCAGUGAAAUUCUCCAACCAAACUACUGCUUUUGGAGACUUAAAUGGGUUUUCUUCUAAGCCUAAGAAAGGGAAAGGUUUCUCAACACCGGUCGUAGACAUAGAAGCAGAAGUAACAGAUGUAGACUGACAAUGCGACCGGGAAGUUAUAGUGCAUAUUAACCGAGCCAAGGAGAUUUUGUAGAGACAACAAACUUGUGUAGAGAGCUCGUUGUUGGAUAUAGAAGUAAUAUAGAAAUACACAUCCA
Messenger RNA from Arabidopsis arenosa, 899 nucleotides. Lineage: Eukaryota; Viridiplantae; Streptophyta; Magnoliopsida; Brassicales; Brassicaceae. The record is from the annotation of a GenBank genome assembly.